Pecten maximus is the source of this 4790-nucleotide messenger RNA. RefSeq lists its product as uncharacterized. The transcript is spliced from 15 exons. Lineage: Eukaryota; Metazoa; Mollusca; Bivalvia; Pectinida; Pectinidae. Bases 197 to 4513 code for a protein of 1438 amino acids. Gene Ontology annotation, biological process: signal transduction. The record is from RefSeq and is a predicted model, not a curated record. Gene Ontology annotation, molecular function: protein binding.
CAGGGACGAUUUGCCAAAGGAUGGCUGUUUUGGAAAAGAAAGGAAUAGAAAGCGUUUACUAAUUGAAUGCCAACUUGCUUUAUACAGAAAUGUCUUAUAAAAGAGAUCAGGGACGAUUUGCCAAAGGAUGACUGUUUUGGAAAAGAAAGAAAUAUAAAGCGUUAACUAAUUGAAUGUCAACUUGCUUUAUGCAGAAAUGUCUUAUAAAAGAGGUGCUGCUCAUGCUGCUGCUAUCCAGGGCAACAUUGACAAAGUUAGCAGACUGGAUGAAUCCGGUUAUCCAUUGGACAGACAAGAUGAACUGGGAGAAACUCCACUAAUGAAGAGCAUUUUACACGAUCAAAAAAAUAUAGCAAAAUAUCUAUUGGGCAAGAUACCACAUGCUUCCCUUAGGGUAAGCAAUCAUAAAUAUGUAUGGAAUGCUCUGCAUUUCAUGGCAUAUUAUGCACGCCCAUGGCCAGACAUUUGGAACACUAUUAUUGAAAGAGCGCCCGAAUGUUUAAAUCAGAUUGACGUAGAGAACCGCACGCCGAAACAGCUCCUUCAGCAUAUGACUACAAACAGUGAGGGCCAUGCAACACUUACUAAGCUGUUAAAGGAAGAUGCUGUCCAUAUAGCUGCUGUGGAAGGCAACCUGAAUAUUAUAAAGAAGCUGAGUGAGUGUAAUUUCCAGUUGGACGGAGUUGAUAAUUUCGGAGAAACGCCAUUGAUGGAGGCUAUAAUGUAUGGUCAUCGAAAUGUGGCCGGGUUUCUGAUAGACAAGAUAUCACCUGCUUCUGUGCAGGUGAAGAAUGUUAAAAAUAACUGGAACGCUCUUCAUCUCAUGGCAAAAUAUGGACGUACUUGGCCAGGUAUAUGGGAUAGGAUUGUAAAGUAUGCUCCACAGUGUUUAGAUGAGGAAGACCUGGAAGGUCGAACACCUCAAGAGUUGUCUACGAAAACUGAAGAGGACAAAGAUUACAACCUUGUCAACAAAUGUUUAGCAAUCGAUAACGUAGAAGAGCUGAAAAGGUUUUACAGAGAAGGAGGGUCACGCCUAAAAAACCUCAUCACCGAAGGGACACGUCUCAUUCAUGCAGUCAAUCAUGAUCAGGAAGAUGUUGCUAUGUACUUAGCAAAUAUCGUGCCUGCUACCACUCUCACCGAAAAAGACUCCGACCAAAACAAUGUGCUACAUUGUAUGGCUUUACGGGGGCGUCCUUGGAAUGACGUUUGGCGGACGAUUUCUCGAAAAUGUCCAACACACUUGUAUAAAAAAAACGUCAAUGAUAUGACACCAUUGGAUUUGUUGAUAAGGAAUAGAGACAAAAGCCGGGAACACAAGCGCCUAUUCGAUUGUAUUAUAAUGAAAGGUGAUAUGACAGACCAGGUCAACGAUUAUGCUAGAGAUGGAGAUCUAGACAACCUGAAAAAGCUCUUCAUAAAGGGACACCCACUGGAGACACGAAGCAGAUUUGGACAGACUUCUCUCAUGUUUGCAAUUCUACAUGACAAAGAAAGUGUUGCAUUAUACCUAACAGAAAUCACAUCUGUUUAUCAAUCCUGCCAAAGUGAUGAUUUAGAAAAUAACGCUUCUCAUUACCUAGCGACCUUUGGGCGUCCUUGGAAAGAAGUCUGGCAGAUGCUUUCUAAGAAAUGUCCAGGUAUUUUGGACCAAAAGGACGAGGAUGGGAUGACUCCGAUAAAUUUGGUGAUAAAGAACCGAGACAAAAGCAGUGAACACAGGCGCUUGUACGAGUUAGUCAUAAAGAAUGAGCUUCCGUCCUUCUUCAAUGAAUUGGAAAGUGAGGUCGUGGUAAGGUAUGUCCGUGGAUUAUACGAGCAUGCAGAGGAAACCAGAAACAUCAAAAUUUUAUUCGUAGGUCAGAAAAUGGUGGGGAAAACGUGUCUAGUGAAACAGCUUUUCGGAGAAUACAUUGAUCGUCACAACCACCAUUCAACCAAUGUUGCGGAACUUCAUAUCCGAAGACUUUUGCUUGACUUGCAGACAUCGCAAAGGAUAUCCGGCACGUCAGCCAAGGACAUUUUGCUUGAAAGACUUCGUAUGGUUGUGAAUAAAAUUAAGGAACACAAUCGACCGAAUGACAGGGUGGAAACAAAGCUGAAAAGUUAUAAUGCUGAAAAAUACACCAAAAGCACAGACAAUGGAAACGCAGACCCUGGUGAGGCACCUGACGCACCCGAUAAACAUGACCCACCUAACGCACAUGACACAUUGUCCUGGGGAAAUGACAAGGAAAGACCCCAGGCAGAAUCCGAAUUACCAACAGUAAAUAUCACCUCAAAACAGAAAGAGGUGAUUGAUUUGGUGCUGCGUAAGAAGGCCAGUUCCCUGUAUAAGUCAAAGGCAUUCGUCACAAUGUAUGACUUCGGAGGAGAGGAAGUCUUCUACAAUACCCAUCACUCCCUCAUGACAAGUGACAGCAUCUACCUACUGGUGUUCAACGCUGCGAUGUGUCUCAAUGACAAGGAAAAGAAGGAAGGUCUAGAAAGUAUAGUUAAGUGGUUGCAGUCGAUAGCGACAUACGCAGUGGAUAUCGAAGAGAGCAGGAAAGGGACGCCACCAGUGUUGUUGAUCGGUUCCCAUAUGGAUCUUGUAGGAGGAUCAGAGGCGAUGAAAAAAGAAGCACUAGCUAAUAUAUUAGGCGAGCUCAGAUCUGUCCCGGGAAUACCGGAAAUAAUGGAAACUCAUAUCAAGGGUAUCUUUCCGAUCCCUCACUUGAAUGACAGCAGUACAUGUAAAGAUGUCUUCCUGAAGAUAUGGAGAAAAAUAGCGGAGAUUGCGCCACUGCAGUCACAGUGGAGAAAGAGAAUCCCAGGGAAAUGGAUUGCCCUUGAAUUCGAAUUGUUACAAAAGAAAGAUUCGAGGGUGAAAGUCAUUACAAUUGAGGAGUUGGCGGAGUUAAACAGAGAGAUGACACUGCCACUGGAUGGCAUGGCUAGCUUGAAGUUAUUUCUGAGGUAUCUCCAUCUGACUGGAUUCAUGCUUUGCUUUGAUCUGGAAAGUGACAAUCCUAUCAUUGUUUUGGAACCUCAGUGGGUGAUUGACGCCUUUAAGUGCCUGAUAACUGCAAUCAAGUUUGUUAGUGGACUAACCUGUUCUGAAAGGAAACUUUGGGAAGAGUUUGAAGAGACGGGACGACUGCCGAAAGAAGUUUUGAAAAUACUAUGGGGGAAACAUCCUGAACACAAAUUCCUUGACCAUUUCCAUGUUCUUGUAGCAGCCAUGGAGCGACUCGGACUUCUUGUGAAGCCGCUGCCGAAAGACAAAGACGAACAGGUGAACAACUACGUUGUCCCAAGCAUGUUGAAGACAGCUGGAGACGCGGAGAUAGAGAUUGCAGAACAGAUACUGUUCAAAUCUACAACAGUCAAAUCUUGCACACUUUGUGUUCAAUUUAAAAAACGGUUCAUUCCACAGGCGAUCUGGGAUAAAUUCAUUGCAGCCUGUAUCCAGAGAUUCCAGCCUUUUGUAAUUCCCGAUAAGCCAUGUUUCCGUUACUGUCACAGAGGUUUCGUCGCCUUAGCGAUUGACCGACUCUGGAAUAUAAUGAUUCAUUGUAGUGGCAAUGUGAUGAAACUCACACUGUUCAAGAUCAAUGGUGAUAGUGCAGUUGCCCCGGGAAGAGGUAAUGCUAUCCGGCUCGUGUUAGUUGAUGUCCUGCAACAAAUACUGAUCAUGAACCAACAGGGCCACCUGAAGUUCGACUACUACCUACACUCCCACCCGAUAGUGAGGCCAAGUGAUGAGGCAGUGGAGGCGGACCGACUUCUUCAGACCUCACCACUGGAUUGUUUACAAACUGAUCAUGGUGUCGGGGUCCAGAAGACGGAACCCAUACACAGACAACACUAUGAUGUAUGGUUUGAUGUCUUUACAGAGAAUCAUGGACAAGAAGUAUCCGGUGUGGAUUUACAAAGACGUCCGACCUACAGAGAGAUGGGCCGUAUCGCGAAGUUCAUCUACGAAGCUCAUCAUAUGUUCUUCAUUGAACUUGGACUUCGGGAUGCAGAGAUCAGCCAGAUCCGACAAACAUGUGGUCAUCUGUCCUUCAGGUCACAGGUGACCAAGAUCUUCCUCUCCUGGAGUAAUCCCCGUCUGGACGUUAGUUUACAGCAGAUUGUCACGGCAAUGGAAACACAUGGGCUGGAUAGCACUGCUAUGAUGACAGAACUUGAACACAUCAAAGAUACAAAUCUCAUUCAAGGAUCCCGGAUACCUGAGUGCCAUCUAAGAAGAAUACCACAGCAAGAGGAAGUUGAAACCAUCGCAGCAUUUGUAGAUACAUCGUAUUUCAACUUAUUUCUCGAACUUGGAUUGCAGCCAGAGACAAUCGCAAGGUUUGAAAUGGAACACAAACUUUCAAGUGUUAAAACCUUAUUCAUAGAACUAUUGAAUGUCUGGGCAAAGGAAUCCGGAGACAAAGCGACGCUCAACAGCGUAUUGGUGGCAAUGAAAGAGUGCAAUAUGAAUGUAUACGCUGUAACACAGGAAUUGUCAGAUAAUUUAUGAGUGGGCAUUCAUUACGACGAAAACACGUGGUUAUAAAAGCUCACUAUAAACCAUGGCGUUGAUUACAUACCUCAUAUCCUUCGUUUCAAGUCCUUUAUCAUGCCUAAAGUUCAUAUGUGAAGUGUUAACACUCAGCAACCAUAAUUAACACUUAUUUUGAUAUAAUGUAACGAUAAUGGUUUCUGUGUUUCAAAUCUACCAAUCUUAGUGGAAACAUUGCUUAUGGGAUGAACAUCUUAACAGAUUAGGUAUGUAAAUUUUAAAUAUUGUGUGUUAA